Molecule: messenger RNA, 1989 nt
Organism: Gossypium arboreum
Lineage: Eukaryota; Viridiplantae; Streptophyta; Magnoliopsida; Malvales; Malvaceae
Product: transcription termination factor MTEF1, chloroplastic
Exons: 3
Coding region: 557-1591 (344 amino acids)
Biological process (GO): regulation of DNA-templated transcription
Molecular function (GO): double-stranded DNA binding
Source: RefSeq, a predicted model, not a curated record
ACUAUGAUGGCCCAAUCAGGUAGGCCAAAUUUGUCGGAACCUGAAGAACUGCCUUUAGAAAUCCAGACUUUGAGAUAGGCAAUCUGGGAGAUGAUCUUCAAGUCAUAAAAUUUUUGAAGCCUUAUCCUCUUUCUCUCUCAUCUCUGUGUGUGUUUCUUCCCGAACCAGAAAAAGGAAGCGCCACUCACAAAUAGCCGGCAAUGUACACGCCCACACACCAUGCAACACACAUUCCUCUCGCCUCCUAAAAACAAUCCUUUCCCGCCACCGCCACCCUAAACACCAUCAUUUUCCCUUACUUUCCCUCCAUUUUCUCUCUUUCUGUCUCUAAGAAGCUAUGAUUUUCAUCUCUCUCUAUCAUCACAACAAUAAGUUUUCUCUCAACAAUUCAUCUCGUGCAGAGAUUACUGCUUUCAGUGACUGUAAUGAAGAAUUUGUGAAGUUAAACACGGAAAUAUUAGUGUUCCUAUCGACAAUGUGUUCCCUCUCCUUGCCUGGGUUCAAACAGAUAGAAAUUUGGGUGGCUUUGGUGAUUUGAAGUGUCCACUUAUAUGUGAUGUCACUCAUCUCUCUCUCACACGCCAUGCAAGACACACUCCCUUUCCUCCCCAAAAACAACCCUUUCCCUCCCUUACUUCCCCCCCACCACCAUGAUUUCCCCCUACUUUCUCGCCCCAAAAACCUCCAUUUCCCUACUUUUUCUUCUAGAACAAUCACCCCCACUUCUCUACCUCCCAAACCCCAUCCCAAAAUCCCCCAAAUCCCUUCCACUUCUCCGCCACCACCAAUGCCACCACCAAACUCCCACUCUGACUUCCAAGAGAAAAUGCUUUACCUCGAGUCCAUAGGACUUGAUUUCUUCUCCCUGAUCCAACACCACCCUCCCAUCAUAUUUGCUUCUCUCCAUGAUCUGAAAUCAACCGUUGAUUUUCUAGCCUCCAUGAGCUUCACGACACUCGAGCUACGCCGAAUCCUCUCCAUGUGCCCCCAUAUCCUAACCGUGAAAUCAACUUCUCUCCUCCCUAUCUUCACUUUCCUUCUUCGCGAAGUGCACGUCAACGGCUCCGACUUAAAGAAAGUUAUCAACAGACGGCCCAGAUUACUCGCAUGCAAUGUGGAGACUCAGCUCCGUCCCACCCUAUAUUUCCUACAAAGCAUCGGAAUCUCUGAGGUAAAAAAGCACACUUCCUUACUGACUUGCAGUGUGGAAAAUAAACUGAUCCCUCGAAUCGAUUACUUCCAAAAAAUCGGAUUUUCUCACAGACAAACAAUAUCGAUGUUCUGUAGAUUUCCUCCACUGUUUAAUUACAGUAUUAAGGAAAACUACGAGCUGAAAUUAAAUUAUUUUAUGGUGGAAAUGGGGAGGGAUUUGAGAGAAAUUAGAGAGUUCCCUCAGUAUUUUUCUUUUAGCUUGGAAAAUAGGAUAAAGCCAAGGCACCAAAUUUGUGUUGAAAAAGGGGUUUGUUUUCCUUUGCCUGCUUUGUUAAAGACAAGUGAAGUUGAGUUCCGCAGUAGAUUAGAGGUUUGUUGUAAUUCCACCUUACCAUUGAAGGGGUCUCCUUUAUGGUGUGCAAAAGCUUGUGAUAUUUAAUUCUAUGAUUCAACGUACAGUGAAAAAAAAAAUUGAUUUUUUUAUGUGGUUGGCUCCAUUCUUGUGUGUUUCAAUUUAAAGCUGCAAUGGAUGGCACGGUAGGAAUCCCUCCCACUGAGAAUCUAAAUGCAGUUUUAAAGUCACAAAUCAUGAAAUGCAGGUAUAGCAUGGUGGAACCGCCUCCCAGCCAUCUGAAAGCACCCAAAGUAGAUAAAAAUGAAGAUGAGUGGCAUGAGUAAAAUUUAGAUCGAGUGACAGUCUUUGAAAUAGUUUUUGAUGUUAAAGCUAGUUUUGCUUGGGUAUUUGUUGCUGGAAAGUAUUCAUUUGAGGGAUAAUUUGAUAUUUUCUCACUUUUCUCCUACAGGUUAAUAUAGUAUAACUUGCUGCUGUAAAUAGAA